GCCACUGCCACAUCUUUUACUUGCGUGCUGACAAUUUCUUGUUGACUGGUUUGGUGUGUCGUGGAUUUACAUUGCCAAGCUCUUCUCUUUCUUGUUAAGCAACCAAAUCUUUAGAUCUGAUCUCAGUUUCGGAACCCGAUUCGACGGUGACCGUGACGAUGAAGAUGAUGGGGUCGUGUUCACGUUCCUCCUUCUUCCUCAUCCUCUUCCUCUUACACUCUCUGUUCCUCACUUCUCUCUCCGAGAUCCGUUUCUCCGAGAUCCGAAACGACGACCGUCCAAUCGUUCCCUUCGAUCAAUUCGGUUUCACACACAGCGGUCGCCUCGAACUCAACGUCUCCAAAAUCUCUCUCUCGAACUCGAACCUCGACCUCUCCAAGGUUGGUUUCUUCCUCUGCACACUCGAUUCAUGGCUUCACGUUCUCCAGCAACUCGAAGAUGGCGAGAUUCGUUGCGCGCUUCAAUCAGAUCUCGUCAAGUCCGUUUACACCUUCAGUUCCCUCGAAGGCAAGGACUCGUUCUCCACGCUUUACAGCGAAACCGACGCCGAUCAGUACAACCUCGUUUUCGCUAACUGUCACCCGCAGCAGCUGAAAGUCACCAUGGACGUUCAAUCGGCGAUGUACAACCUCGACGGAAAGAGCGGCGUCCGCGAUUACCUCUCCGCCGGCAGCACCGUCCUCCCUAGGGUUUAUUUCCUCUUCUCGUUGGUGUAUUUCGCGCUCGCCGCUGUUUGGAUCGCGUUUCUUUACAAAAAACGGUUAACCGCUUUUCGCAUCCAUUACUUCAUGCUGGCGGUUAUUUUCUUGAAGGCUUUGAAUCUGUUAUGUGAGGCUGAGGACAAAUCGUUCAUAAAGCGCACGGGGAGUGCACAUGGUUGGGAUGUUCUGUUUUACAUUUUCAGCUUCCUCAAGGGGAUUUCGCUGUUCACCUUGAUUGUUUUAAUUGGCACUGGUUGGUCCUUCCUUAAGCCUUUCCUUCAGGAUAAGGAAAAGAAGGUUCUCAUGAUUGUGAUUCCUCUUCAAGUUAUUGCAAACAUUGCUCAGGUCGUUAUUGAUGAGAGUGGACCCUAUGGACAUGACUGGGUUACGUGGAAACAAGUGUUUCUUCUUGUUGAUGUUGUUUGUUGCUGUGCUGUGCUCUUCCCUAUUGUUUGGUCCAUCAAGAACCUCCGCGAGGCCGCGAGGACUGACGGCAAGGCUGCUGUUAAUUUGAUGAAGUUGACCCUCUUCAGGCAUUACUAUGUUGUUGUUAUCUGUUACAUUUACUUCACGAGGGUUGUGGUUUAUGCAUUGGAGACUAUCACCUCUUAUCGGUAUUCUUGGACAAGUGUGGUUGCUGCGGAGUUAGCUACGCUUGCUUUCUAUGUGUUUACCGGUUAUAAGUUCAAGCCGGAGGCUCACAAUCCGUAUUUCGUCAUUGAUGAUGAAGAGGAAGAGGCUGCCGUGGAGGCUUUGAAGAUUGAAGAUGAGUUUGAAUUGUAAUUUCACUGGAAAUACAAAAUAAGGUUUUGCCAAGAUAGAUAUGGUUGAUGAAGUUGGUAUGGUGGUGCUACUGCUAUGCGAUGUUCAGGUUUCAUCUCAACAACAACUAGAAAAUUUCAUGUUACAUUUUAUGGGUAUAGUCAGUAUUCAUUAAUCAUUGUGCUAUAUUUUCUGUGCUCUGGAUUUAUGACCAGGUCUUUAAUUAGUGUUAUAAUAUCCUAGAACCUUUGUAAUGCUGUGAAUCAUAUAUUACUUCUAAGUAUUGACACCAAUACCUUGCAAAUAUUUUUUUUUGUCA
Molecule: messenger RNA, 1782 nt
Organism: Gastrolobium bilobum
Lineage: Eukaryota; Viridiplantae; Streptophyta; Magnoliopsida; Fabales; Fabaceae
Product: protein CANDIDATE G-PROTEIN COUPLED RECEPTOR 7
Exons: 1
Coding region: 159-1484 (441 amino acids)
Biological process (GO): transport
Cellular component (GO): Golgi apparatus; membrane
Source: RefSeq, a predicted model, not a curated record